AUGUCAACGUUCAAAAAAGUCAUCCUCAUUGGUGCCACGGGCUCCAUAGGUAGCGUCGUUCUGGCUGCUCUGGAGAAGGAGCCUAGCUUCAACAUUACCCUGAUACAACACGAGCUGAUUCCUGCAUUUCAAGGCCACGAUGUUGUCAUCAACUGCAUGACCUCGUUCUCGGUGGCUGAUCAGUUUCGCAUUAUUGACGCUGCUAUCGCGGCCGGUAUACGUCGCUAUGUGCCUAGCGAGUAUGGUCUCAAUUACAUGAGACACGACGCCCAAGCACUAAACCAAGUCUUUAAUGACAAGGGUAAGAUUCAAGAAUACCUCCGAGCCAAGGCUCAAGCAGGAGUUAUUGAGUGGAUGAGCAUAGCGUGUGGCAUGUGGAUUCGCUGGUCUAUGGCAAAUGACUUCCUCGGCAUGCACAUUGGUGAGCGGCGAUUUGUCUUUUGGGAUGACGGCGAAGGAUAUUUCUCUUGUACUACCGAAGAGAACUCAGCUCAGGGCUUAGUUAAAGCUUUGCUUGCCGCUGGUACUGAUCGCGAUGUUUACAAGAAUACUGUCAUCUAUCUCAGCGACUUUGCUAUUACUCAAAAGCAGCUACUGGAAGCCAUCGAGCGCAUCCAAGGUGUCAAGUACACAACGGAAAGCAUCGAUAGCUCCAACUUGAUUGCGGAAAAGCAGGCUGCUGUGGCUGCUGGAGAUGUCAAGGCCACCUUUGCCCUUAUAGAGACUGGAUUUGUCACUGGACGUUAUGGUGGUCACCUCGAGAAAGAGGGCGAGAUCCAGAAUGACAAGCUUCAUUUGCCCAAAAACACGCUGGAUGAGGUGGUCGAGGCUGCUUUGAAAGCAUACGGUGCUAUUUGA
Molecule: messenger RNA, 858 nt
Organism: Trichoderma breve
Lineage: Eukaryota; Fungi; Ascomycota; Sordariomycetes; Hypocreales; Hypocreaceae
Product: nmrA-like family domain-containing protein
Exons: 2
Coding region: 1-858 (285 amino acids)
Source: RefSeq, a predicted model, not a curated record